AUUCCUUCCCAUACCCCUUCUCUCUCCUCAUCCCUUCAACUUUCUCUCUCUAGAAAAAAAAACUCUCAAUUUUUUUUUUAAAAAAGAAACAGCAAAAUGUCUGAGUUAAUUCAACCAAUUAAACGUUUUAGAGAAGAAGAAGAGCAAUUACAAGUACAAACUGAAGAAUAUAAACGUCAUAAAUCAUCAUAUAAUGAUAUCCUCUCAAUCCUCGAAGAGGAAGAGGAGUACGGUAUUGAGUCUGACCCGGAUAUUAAAAUAUCCGGGUCAGACAUUUUUACCACGCUUCAGCAGGAGCUAGACCUCCUGCCGAGCGAUAACAACAACGGACUUGGGUCCGACCCCGUAGAAGAUACGGGGUCGGGUAAUUCCCAAAUCCGUUGUAAUAAUAAUUCUACAGAAGAUGAUAGAAGUAGUGUCAUUAGACACCUUCUAGAAGCUUCUGAUGAUGAACUUGGAAUACCAAGCGGAGAUGGAAUUAACGGUUCAGAUUUUCCAAUUGUUGAAGAAAAUGGAAUUAACGGUGGAGAUUUUCCGUUUGCUAUAUCAGAUGGAUUAUGGGAACUUGAAGAUGAAGCUGCUAAUUAUUAUUCUUUAUUACAAUCUGAACUUUUUAUGUAGUUUUUUUAUUUUUAAAUUUUGUGGGUAGGAUUAGAUUGGAAGAAAAGGGAAAUGUUUGGGGUGUAAAGUGAAAAAGAAAAAAGAUGAGGGUGAAAAAAGAAAAAAGUUGGGAAGAGGUUUUUUAGGUACUCUAAUUUUGUCCCCACUCAUCUUUUGUAUAUUCCCAAAAGUACCCCUUUGGAUUAGAAUAUUAGUAGCAUAAUGUAGAAGGUAAAAAAGUGAUUCGUUUAUAUUGGAAGGUCUCUUUCCAUUUCUACCCCUAA
Molecule: messenger RNA, 884 nt
Organism: Solanum pennellii
Lineage: Eukaryota; Viridiplantae; Streptophyta; Magnoliopsida; Solanales; Solanaceae
Exons: 1
Coding region: 97-621 (174 amino acids)
Source: RefSeq, a predicted model, not a curated record